AUGUCGCAAGAUUCCAAAGAAUGGAUUAAGACACGGAUGGCGAUACUGCGAAAGCAGGCUAAUUUCUCGUUCAAUCAAGACUUGUUCAUAUCCAUAUUACUAUGUUUGAUAUCUGGAAAAGACAAACACUUGGUACUCACUGCUCCUCCCGAGAGAUUAGCAGAAGUGGCUCAAAUGGCUUCACAGAUUAGUCGCUGCUUAUUUGGGUUUACCACUGCUAAAAUGAUCUGCACCGAACAACAAUCAAGAACAGAUCUCGUCGAUACACUCUUCAAUACAAAGGAUGAUUCAGAUAUGUCUAUGGACAAGCUCAACCCCAAUUCGCAGCACAAAAGGCCUCAUGAGCUAUCACAUAAGCCAAGCCAAUCGAUACAAACAUUGGAUUCGAGGAAUUCCGAAAGAUCUCAAACGAGCCAACACACUGGCAGCAGAAAUACCAGUAUCAAGUUUUCGCUACUAGGAGACGACGACCUACGCGCUUCUACUCCAGUUAAUCCUGUUGAUUUCAACCUGACUAAAAAGAGGGUGCUGCGAGGAAACUCGGGAGCCUCGCCAUCAGCGUAUGCCAAUUCAAUAUCCACAAAGGAAAUGCACAACAGGAGAGACAGAUCUCGAUGGUCAGACCACGAGGACACAAAAAGAUCUUAUGCAGCCUCUACCUCUGCCAUGGGAUCCACGCGGCUUGCUCAAACAUUGAUUAUGCAAGGAAUGGACGCUUCAGAUGCCUCGAUCCAAGCGCUUUUAUUGGAAUUGAUCGUGACAAAAGAACUGAGGAUAUCCAAUGUCAAGUACAAUGUGCCGAAGCCCUUCUUUUUGGUCAUUGCUGUGCUACCUCAGGGCUAUGAUCGAUUAAGGAUAUCGUCCCAAUUGAUGGACCGAUUUUUUGUCAGUUACAAUUUUGAGCAAGACAUGUUUUCGCACUCGAGUAUGUCAAUCCCCAAUCCAUUGGUACGCCAAACAAGCUCUCGAAGAUUUGCCUUGAUGAAGCCUGACGAGAUCAAAGCUCUAGCGGAAAAGGCAAGCAGAGUCCAUGUGAACAUUGAUAUUACUCGGUAUGUGCGAGACAUUGUAGUGGGCAUCCGGACACAUCCUCGUGUGAAGGGUGGGCUGACAGCAAGGUGUAGUCAAGAUCUCGUUACCGUCACAAAAUCACUAGCAACCCUCUUUGAAAGAAACUUUUUGACACCGGAUUUGGUCACCAUUGCGGCCGAGAAGGUGUUUAGUCAUCGCCUGCAUGUCUUGACAGUGAAUGCAACGGAUGAUCAGAUGGAAAAGGAAGACAUGGGUGCAAAUAUACCCUCAGACAUUGUUGCUGAGAUUCUUCGUUUGAUUUACGUGCCUGUUUAA
Mucor velutinosus is the source of this 1347-nucleotide messenger RNA. RefSeq lists its product as uncharacterized. The coding region runs from base 1 to 1347 and encodes 448 amino acids. The transcript is spliced from 5 exons. The record is from RefSeq and is a predicted model, not a curated record. NCBI's taxonomy places the organism in Eukaryota, Fungi, Mucoromycota, Mucoromycetes, Mucorales, Mucoraceae.